AUGAAUCCGGGAGACGUGGCUGCGUCGCUGGUGGUUUUGCUGGUGGCAAAUGACAACGCGUUGCUCGAUUGUGUCUGUAAACAGAUCAAAUUCGCCAAAGACGUGGCGGGUAGACUUCCAAUGAGUCCUGGUUUACGAGAGAUCUGGAAUACGUACUGUAUACUUAACGAUGAUUACCAGCUGUUCGAAACGUGCGACAACCUCAACCAGUCGUUCCCCACACUGCCAGCUGUUGGACGCCUGGUACCGACCACCUGGGACUUCAGACCUUUCCGGUACGCAGACGAGGUGAAGUGCGGCUUCGUCACAGAGGAGAUUCGCGGCCUGACGGUAGACGCUGCCGCGCAACUCUCGAGGGAGCUCAGCUGCCGCAUCGCUGCCAACUGCAUUGACUCCUACUCUGUACAGGGGUCGAACGACGUGGAAUGGAACCUGACGACGCUGGCAACUUACUCUCUGUCUGAUCCUAUCAUCUGGGAGUCACUGGGCGCCGUUCAGCGCAUCACAGGGGCGAUGCGUGCCAGGGACACGUGUUUUCUCCAACAUCCAAUCAACUUGCCUCAUCAGUAUUUCAGACGACCUGGUACGCUGACGCUGACCGAGAAGUGGAAACUGCUACCCACCGGCAGCCGCAGAGUAACACCAUCGCACGACGACAAAGAAUUCCGGGAUGAUGUGCCGAUGGUCUUCCAGGAGGAGCUCUCCAACUGCUGGAGAGACAAUGCACAGUUGCUUUCAUCUGGAAUAACGCACGUCUCGCGACUGCUCAUUCCCCUCGCAUUCCAAUACAUGGGUAAAAACAUGAAUGACCAGCUGCUCAAUGGAUUGAUUAAGGACAUGAAACAUGUGAGAGACAUGCUGCACACGAAAUUAAGGGGUUGGGAACGCGAUGUUCAGUAUAUCAGGGAGCAGGUAGCGAACUAUGCGCUGGAAGAAGACAAGAAGGUUCCUGGAAGCUACAUACUUAGGCGGCCGGUGCUGAGUGAAGACCUGCUGGACUACCAGGAGUGGUACCUCUCCUUUCGUGACGACUUCAGCGCGCAGUGCGAGGAGCAGCAGCCAAAGGCGGCAGAGAUGUUCGGUCUCGCCGACGGGGUCUACUCCUUCUAUCGGAACAACUGGCUGAGAACUAAAUAUAGCCCAUCUGUCAGAGAAUUCAUAGAUGAGAAGUGGCAGCUGGAGGACCAAAGCAACGCCGUGCUUAACGUGGACACUGACUGCCUGCAGCUGUUGGCUGAUGUCCUGGACCACCCCACGUGUCCGCUGGUAGACCUGCCACCGGAGACCAUCCAGCAGCGCCUACAGUGCCGCGAGCAGCUGUGGGGCGACGUGGUGCAGAGGUCGCCCCACGUACCCGUCACCAGCUACCUGGCCUACACGCAGAGGGUGAACGUCAACCUCUGUCUGCUGGCCUGGAUGGCUGUCAACUCGUUCGGCAUUUGUCAGGACGUCCCAUUCAGUAUCAUGCAAUCCGUGCACGACGCUCGCUGCUACUUCGAUAGUCCUGACGACCAGUCGUGUAUGGAAUCGAACACCACAGACGCCCUCUGCUCUGUCUCCAGAGCUAUUCUGCUGCUCAAGUGUCGCGACUUUUAUUUCCACGAAUCUCCUGAGCUGUGUGCCGUCAGAUAUUACGGAGCUGGACUGUACCCAAAUGACUUCAAAGCAACGUGGUCAGAUCCCCUCAAAGGUUAUGUAAAGCCAACAGAAAGGACACUGAGUUACAAAGAGAGUUUACAUAGUGCCACCUUGAAAUACAAGAAUUUUAAAAUCGACAGGUUAAAACCUUUAGAAAUAUCGUUCGUAAUGGUAAAUAUUCUUUUCCGUUUUUUGACUGCCGGACUAUACAUGCGCCUUCCACAUUUACGUAAUCUGCCGGGAAAGAUUUUCUUGUCCUUUCAGAUCACGGGUAUAGUCCAGAUCCUGUGUUCUGAGGUCGUUUAUCGUAUGGCAGGCGUCCCUGACUUAUCUGUAAUGGUACUGAUCGAUAGCGCCCUCACACUUCUCAGCUGUAUCUGGCUAAACUCAUUCUGCUACCACAUGUACGCAUGUGUUCGUCAUCUGAGGCUUCCUAACGAGCUAGCACCUACUGAAGCAAGCCGGAUAUUCCGUCGUCAGGUGCUGUAUGUGCUAAUACCCUGGAGUAUAGUAUGCGCAACGUGUAUCGGUUUGGAAAAAAUGGCCAGAUACUAUCUGAUCUAUAGUCGGAUAUUAUUCCUUGGGGCGAUUUCACUUUCGAUAUCUUUCAACUUGGUUUGUCUCGUUCUGGUGGGGACCAUGUACCUACGAACUCGGAAAUCAAUGCAGCAACUAAAAAUUUAUAGGAAGGGUAAAUUUGCCUCAAAGAAAGAACUUGUUUUUAUGUCAGUUAAAACUGUAAUCUUAAGUGGAAUUGGGAUUAUUAUUAGAAUUGGGUUUCACCAGGUACAGGACGUGGCACAGCUUGUGUACUGUGUACAUAUAGCUACAAUGGUGCAGGGACCACUGAUGUAUGUUUUUUUCAUUUGUAACGGAACAACGCUCCCCAUACUCAAGAAGAUGAUACUGGCGUGUUUCAACCCAGACAUCACCAUCCCGGAGCAAGAGCUGUGCUCAGCAGCUGAGAGAAAUCUAGCGAGGGGGGCGAAAGAACAGGCUGCCGUUGCAGAAUCCUCGUUGUAACCUCUGUAAGCAUUCUCCUGAAAGGAUUGUCUUUCACUAUAGAUCGUUCUAAAGCGUGUGAUUAGUCAUACAGACAGAACCUAGCAGACGAGACAAAAUUAACUGCGACUGAUUUCGCAAGACAGUGCCUCAGAUUUAUAAUUGAUUCUAUAUUUACAAAUAAUUACUUAUUUGUAUGUGGUUGCAUAGAAGACUGUAAUAAUUAGUUAUAGGUGUACUGCGUAAUCUCAAGUGAACACAAAGAAGUUAAAUAAGAGUUUUACAUAGGACUGGACUAAUGCGCUUUUGUGGGAUGGGAUGUUGAGUUGGUGAUAUAGAGGUACACAAAAGUGAUACACAGGACGUCAAAAAGUAAUCUGUACCCCGUGUUGUAGUCUUAAACAAGGAAGAACACCAUUUAAAAAAGGAUUUAUGCAGAUAGUAUUAUGGUAGGAAAGAGAUGUGCCAGAAGUUGAACUGAAAGGACACACAUUUUUCCAUAAGUGUAACAGCGUAGUAUGUACUGUUUAUUGUGAAUUGUUACCAAUAAAAGAACGGCCAUAAGAAAUGAGUGACCGACCAGUGGAAAUGAAA
Messenger RNA from Schistocerca nitens (vagrant locust), 3234 nucleotides. RefSeq lists its product as uncharacterized. Bases 1 to 2661 code for a protein of 886 amino acids. The transcript is spliced from 8 exons. The record is from RefSeq and is a predicted model, not a curated record. NCBI's taxonomy places the organism in Eukaryota, Metazoa, Arthropoda, Insecta, Orthoptera, Acrididae.